This is a messenger RNA of Penicillium robsamsonii, 201 nucleotides long. RefSeq lists its product as uncharacterized. Bases 1 to 201 code for a protein of 66 amino acids. The transcript has a single exon. NCBI's taxonomy places the organism in Eukaryota, Fungi, Ascomycota, Eurotiomycetes, Eurotiales, Aspergillaceae. The record is from RefSeq and is a predicted model, not a curated record.
AUGGCCGAAAAGAUGGACCCAGCAAGCCAGUCCAGCCCAGAAAAAAGUUCCGGUACUUCAAGCAAAUUAGAAUCGCUGUCAUCCAAUCUAAAAGACACAUCGGACAGAGCCGCUCCACUGAAUGAUGUCUGGACAUUCUGCCCUUGUCUAGCAGCCCGUGAUGAGGCUGUGCGUGCCAUGAGCCGAUCUAAGGACUUCUGA